This is a messenger RNA of Abrus precatorius (Indian licorice), 2337 nucleotides long. RefSeq names its product eukaryotic peptide chain release factor subunit 1-3-like. Gene Ontology annotation, molecular function: translation release factor activity, codon specific; sequence-specific mRNA binding. NCBI's taxonomy places the organism in Eukaryota, Viridiplantae, Streptophyta, Magnoliopsida, Fabales, Fabaceae. The transcript has 2 exons. Gene Ontology annotation, biological process: cytoplasmic translational termination. The coding region runs from base 564 to 2033 and encodes 489 amino acids. The record is from RefSeq and is a predicted model, not a curated record. Gene Ontology annotation, cellular component: cytosol; translation release factor complex.
GUGGGACACAUUAAACAUCGCAUGAAAGAAAUUUUUUGUAUGUAUGAAAUGAAAUUAUUGUUGUUUUCGGAUCAUAGUCCAAAAAUUUCACUUAAGCCAUUUUAUGCAAAUAAGAUCUUAAUUCUUUGAGAUCAGUGUCAUUUUAUCAAUCUCUCUCAUACACAUUUUUUGGUGAGCCUCAUGCAUAUUUUAAAUUUAAUCAGUUAUUUGCUCAUCACUAUUUUUUUUUUUUUUUCUAUACCAAAAUACGAUGCCAUAUUAACCUCUGGAUUUCACAAGGAUAAUUACAUCAAUUUUUAUCCACUCUGGGAACAGUAUCAAUACAUAUGUGAGGAUGUCAACUACCAAUGUUUUAUCUAUAAUGCAUCAAUAUUUCUAAACAUUCUUUAAAGUGGUCCAUUAAUAAUCAUUAACAAGGAGUUUCACUCUCCAUGUAUGGCAUACAACCACCCAAAUCAAUCUAUCUGUGUAUUGGUUUUUAAUGGGCUAAAUUUACUAAUUCCAAUUCAUUCAUUGGAUGGGUAAAGGAUCACCAGACAUACCUGCUGCCAUUAAUUUCCUUCAUGGUAUAUUUAUUUUCCUAUUCUGUAAAUUUCCAUCUCUUCACCCUUGCAUUGUUGUCAAGAAGCUAUUUUCAUUGUUGUACCAUCGCAGUUGUCACUCUUGCUUAUCUUUUCCUUCAAUUCCCUUCUCGGUUAGUCUUCCUAUUAUCACCAACAAUGGCUGAUGGUCAAGAAUCAGACAAGAACAUUGAGAUAUGGAAGAUCAAGAAAUUGAUCAAAGCAUUGGAAUCUGCUAGAGGUAAUGGCACCAGCAUGAUUUCUUUGAUUAUGCCUCCACGUGAUCAAAUAUCCCGGGUCACUAAGAUGUUGGGUGAUGAAUUUGGGACUGCUUCAAACAUCAAAAGUAGGGUGAACCGACAAUCAGUGUUGGGAGCUAUUACUUCUGCUCAGCAGAGGUUGAAACUAUAUAAUAAGGUUCCUCCAAAUGGGUUGGUUCUUUACACCGGAACCAUCAUGACUGAAGAUGGCAAGGAAAAGAAAGUGACAAUUGAUUUUGAACCUUUCAAGCCUAUAAAUGCAUCACUCUACCUCUGUGAUAACAAGUUUCACACAGAAGCUCUAAAUGAACUUUUAGAAUCUGAUGACAAGUUUGGUUUCAUUGUUAUGGAUGGAAAUGGCACCCUUUUUGGGACUUUAAGUGGAAAUACUCGUGAGGUGCUUCACAAAUUUACUGUCGACCUACCAAAGAAGCAUGGUAGAGGAGGUCAGUCAGCGUUGCGUUUUGCUCGUCUUAGGAUGGAAAAGAGGCACAACUAUGUUAGAAAGACUGCAGAACUUGCCACACAGUUUUUCAUCAAUCCAGCUACUAGUCAACCUAAUGUUUCUGGACUUAUACUUGCUGGUUCAGCUGACUUCAAGACUGAGCUGAGCCAGUCAGAUAUGUUUGACCCUCGUUUGCAAGCAAAAAUAUUGAAUGUGGUAGAUGUUUCUUAUGGUGGGGAAAAUGGAUUUAAUCAAGCCAUUGAGUUAUCUGCAGAGAUUUUAUCUAAUGUGAAGUUCAUUCAAGAGAAACGCUUGAUAGGGAAAUAUUUUGAAGAGAUUAGCCAGGACACUGGGAAAUAUGUAUUUGGAGUUGAUGACACUUUGAAGACACUGGAGAUGGGUGCUGUGGAAACGCUUAUUGUAUGGGAAAAUUUAGAUAUUACUAGAUAUGUGCUGAAAAAUAGUAGCACUGGUGAGAUUCUCAUAAAGCACUUGAGCAAGGAACAAGAGUCUGAUCAAAACAAUUUCCGUGAUUCAUCCACCUCUGCAGAAUUGGAAGUUCAGGAGAAGAUGCCAUUGCUUGAGUGGUUUGCCAAUGAGUACAAACGAUUUGGAUGCUCCCUGGAAUUUGUAACCAACAAAUCUCAAGAAGGGUCACAGUUUUGCAGAGGGUUUGGUGGCAUUGGUGGAAUUCUUCGCUACCAGCUUGACAUUAGAUCAUUUGAUGAGCUAUCUGAUGAUGGAGAAGUGGAUGAGGAUUCUGAUUAAAGUGUCUUACUGUAAAACCAUUACUUAGUUUUGGAUGAUCGGAUGAAAGCAUUGUCAAUUCUGUGAUUCAGGCCUCCAAGGAUCACUUGGAUUUUAUGGUUCUAAGACUUCGUCUUUGCCCUUUGGUUUUUGAUCCAUAAGAUAUGUAUUAUUUACUUUUUUCCUUUCCUAUGCUUCAUGCAAUUUAACGUUUUUGUUAGUCAAUGUAUGCUUAUGGAAAUUCUGCUAGAUUGUGCGGUGAUUCCUCAAGGAGCACCCAGACACUUUUACAUGUGGAAGUCACGAGUUCAAGUGUUUUUUAUCC